This is a messenger RNA of Colius striatus (speckled mousebird), 911 nucleotides long. RefSeq lists its product as uncharacterized. Lineage: Eukaryota; Metazoa; Chordata; Aves; Coliiformes; Coliidae. The transcript is spliced from 2 exons. Bases 132 to 761 code for a protein of 209 amino acids. The record is from RefSeq and is a predicted model, not a curated record.
GCUUAUGCAUGGCAGGCCAGCCCUUUCAUCUUUGCACAAGGACAGAGCUGGGCUGGAGCCCAUCAGUCUUCAGGGGGGAAAAGUGACCUGCAACCGGCAGUGGAGGGGCAGAAACGGACAGGGAGUGGGUUAUGUAUGUACUGGGUUGGGUGGCAAAUAAUCUUCAACCACAGCUUGGGGCUGGGGAAAAAUUCAGUGCUCAAGCUCUGACUCCCUGGUGCAUCCACAGAGGGCUGCUUCACAGGGUUGGGGAGGAGGGCUGCAGAAGUGCCACUUCUGUUGAGAUGGAAGAGGUCAUGAUCACAGCAGAAGGCUUGGUAAAGCAUUCUUGGGGCAGGAGGGAAAGUCUUCCUCCCCACACACAACUUUUCACUAGUGUGAAAUCCCCUGGCAGGGAGAAGAUCAAACGACAGAGGAGAAGCAGAGGAGGGAGGCGAGGCCGAGGCCGUCAGUCAGUGGUGAAGCUCAGAUCAGAGCUGGAACUGGAGCCAGACCCCCAGCCUGGUCCCCAAGGGGAGGCUGAGCCAGUGCCCUCAGAGCUGUCACCGUUGCAGAUGGUGCAUCAAGAACAGCCACCGGUGCUGACUACUCUGGGCCUGGCUGGUGGGAUGCAGUCCCUGGCUGGUGGGAUGCAGGAAGAGCUGGCAGCCCUGGGCCAGGAUCCUGCCACGGAUGAAGUCGAGGUGCUGAACCUGGCAGCAGCAGCAGAGAUACCAGAAGACUUGAAUACUCCUCUGGAAAAUGAUCACCUGGAUAACUAAAACAUGACAAAACAUUUUAAGAGCCUAGAAAAUGAAAAUGGAAUAUGUGUGCUGUAUUUGUUUUUCAUGUUAUCAGACAUCUGCCUGAUAAACUCUGACAAGCAAUUUUGACCUUCCUUAUGAGUAAUAAAGCUCAUACUCUCCUGGUCA